AUGGCGCCCCAACAGUUCGAACCGAGGAUCAUCAGGUUCCCCCUCAAUGACGAAGCCCUCGGGUCCCUCGAUGACUUGGUGCGACAACAACCAGACGUCCAAAGGAGUGCGCGAGAAAUGCUGAAAAAGGCAGCAGAAUACCUGACCGACAUGACGGGCGAGCUCAACGACCAAGCCCACGACCGCAGCGUCAGACACUCCAAAGACAAAGCGCGUCGCCGGACACCGCACGCGACGGAUGAUGGAGCGGACGAAAACGCAGAAGAAGACGCCGCAGCUGCAGAGGCAGACAUGAGAUACGAGGAGUUCCAAAAAGACGUCGAGACGCUGACAAAGAAGAUGGACCUGAGCAUUCGCGGAGUCAUCGACGACCUGACCUACCUCGACGAGUACUCUCCGACUCUGCAGACGGUAGUGGAGAAGGUCCAUGACACCACCGAGGACGGCCGGCGGCAUUUCCAGGAGCGAGCGGCGGCGACGGCUAGACGAAGAGAGAGAGCCACGCAGCAGAGGGCUGAUGCGGGCGACAGCGAUGACGACCAAGCUCAGAACGAAGCAGAGGAAGAGGCCAAUUGGGGACAGCAGGAGGAGGGGGACGAGUCAAGAAAUGGAAUACUAGAAAUGUUCCCGGCGAUCGACGCGGCCGACGUGCCUCACGUUCAGCUCGCCACCGCGCUGGCCAAACAGGAGCGGGCCUGGGCCUCCAAGACGCUGACGGAGAAAUACGCACGCAAUAACGUCUACAGGGCGUGGUACCGGGUGCUUUACGACGCCAAAAACCCGGGCGAGGCCGCGCCUCCCAUGCCGGACGAGAGCCUGUGGUUCGCCGGCGAAGAAGGACGGACGUUCCUCUCGUCGGCCAGCCAAAGGCGUGGCCAUCGAUCACAGCGCGACCGCUCCGCCACCGAGGGCGCCGAUGUCGACGCAGAUGCAGACGUCGAAGCAGAAACAGAUCCUGAUUCUGCGCCGGCGGCGUGGGCAGCGUCCGAGCACGGGUCCUCCGACAAUGAGCUCCAGAUCGCCGCCGAGAGCACCCGGCUGACGUGUCCGCUCACGCUACGCCUGUACGUCGACCCGGUGACGUCCAAGAACUGCAACCACAGCUACGAGCGCUCGGCCAUCCUGGAGAUGCUGCUCAUGUCGACCCGCUACGCGCCCUUCACGCCGGAGCAGGAGGCGGAGCUGGCGCGGUUGGGUGAUCGGCUACGAAGACGACGCGAGCGCGAGAUCCGCAUCAACCAGGUCACGUGCCCCGAGUGCAGCGAGCCGCUCGUGGCGACCGACCUGCUGGAGAACCCCGCGCUGAAGAGGCGCGUGGCGCGCCGCAUCGCGCAGGAGCGGCAGAACAACUUCGCCACGAGCGACAUCGAGAUCGACAGCGACGACGACGACGACGAGAGCUCUCACCGCCACAACGCCGCGGCUCGAGGCACGCAACGAGCGCCCGUGGGCCUCGGCUCGAGCAGUCCCCAGUCCAUGCCCCGGAGCGUGCGCAAGCUCUCGCGGCCGAUCAAAGUAGAGCCAGCCCGAACGCCGGUCCCGUCAGAACCUGCAGGGGGCAUAGACGAGGACGUCGACAUGAUCCCACAAACGCCGCAGACCCCGCAGACCUCGCAGCAGCAGCAGCAGCAGCAGCACCCGGCGGCGCACCAUGGUGGGACCCCUUCGGGUCGCGGAGGUCGCGGAGGUCGCGCGGGUCGCGGAUUCCACGCAGGUCUCAGCCGUCGGAGUCGCGCCGGCCGUCCAAGCCAUUUAAUCGGGACGGUGUAG
Molecule: messenger RNA, 1770 nt
Organism: Fonsecaea erecta
Lineage: Eukaryota; Fungi; Ascomycota; Eurotiomycetes; Chaetothyriales; Herpotrichiellaceae
Exons: 1
Coding region: 1-1770 (589 amino acids)
Biological process (GO): protein sumoylation; double-strand break repair via homologous recombination
Cellular component (GO): nucleus; Smc5-Smc6 complex
Molecular function (GO): zinc ion binding; SUMO ligase activity
Source: RefSeq, a predicted model, not a curated record